AUGUCUCUGGUUCACAGCCCCUCAUACAGGAAGUCUCAGGUUCAUAGCACCUCCUUCAGGAUGUCUCUGGUUCACAGCCCCUCAUACAGGAAGUCUCAGGUUCAUAGCACCUCCUUCAGGAUGUCUCUGGUUCACAGCCCCUCAUACAGGAAGUCUCAGGUUCAUAGCACCUUCUUCAGGAUGUCUCUGGUUCACAGCCCCUCAUACAGGAAGUCUCAGGUUCAUAGCACCUCCUUCAGGAUGUCUCUGGUUCACAACCCCAUCCUACAGGAAAUCUCAGGUUCACAGCACCUUCUACAGGAUGUCUCUGCCCCUCAUACAGGAAGUCUCAGGUUCACAGCACCUUCUACAGGAUGUCUCUGGUUCACAACCCCAUCCUACAGGAAGUCUCAGGUUCAUAGCCCCUCCUUCAGGAAGUCUCGGGUUCACAGCACCUCCUACAGGAAGUCUCGGGUUCAUAGCACCUCCUUCAGGAUGUCUUGGGUUCACAGCCCCUCCUACAGGAAGUCUCGGGUUCAUAGCACCUCCUUCGGGAUGUCUCGGGUUCACAGCCCCUCCUACAGGAAGUCUGAUGUUCACAGCACCUCCUACAGGAAGUCUCAGGUUCAUAGCACCUCCUACAGGAAGUCUCAGGUUCAUAGCAUCUCCUUCAGGAUGUCUCUGGUUCACAGCCCCUCAUACAGGAAGUCUCAGGUUCACAGCACCUUCUACAGGAUGUCUCUGGUUCACAGCCCCAUCCUACAGGAAGUCUCAGGUUCACAGCACCUUCUACAGGAUGUCUCUGGUUCACAGCCCCAUCCUACAGGAAGUCUCAGGUUCAUAGCAUCUCCUUCAGGAUGUCUCUGGUUCACAGCCCCUCAUACAGGAAGUCUCAGGUUCACAGCACCUUCUACAGGAUGUCUCUGGUUCACAACCCCAUCCUACAGGAAGUCUCAGGUUCAUAGCACCUCCUUCAGGAUGUCUCGGGUUCACAGCCCCUCCUACAGGAAGUCUCGGGUUCAUAGCACCUCCUUCAGGAUGUCUUGGGUUCACAGCCCCUCCUACAGGAAGUCUCGGGUUCACAGAACCUCCAUCGGGAUGUCUCGGGUUCACAGCCCCUCCUACAGGAAGUCUCGGGUUCACAGCACAUCCUACAGGAAGUCUGAUGUUCACAGCACCUCCUACAGGAAGUCUCAGGUUCAUAGCACCUCCUACAGGAAGUCUCAGGUUCAUAGCACCUCCUUCAGGAUGUCUCUGGUUCACAGCCCCUCAUACAGGAAGUCUCGGGUUCACAGCACCUCCUUCAGGAUGUCUCUGGUUCACAGCCCCUCAUACAGGAAGUCUCAGGUUCAUAGCACCUCCUACAGGAAGUCUCAGGUUCAUAGCACCUCCUUCAGGAUGUCUCUGGUUCACAGCCCCUCAUACAGGAAGUCUCGGGUUCACAGCACCUCCUUCAGGAUGUCUCUGGUUCACAGCCCCUCUUACAGGAAGUCUCGGGUUCACAGCACAUCCUACAGGAAGUCUGAUGUUCACAGCACCUCCUACAGGAAGUCUCAGGUUCAUAGCACCUCCUACAGGAAGUCUCAGGUUCAUAGCACCUCCUACAGGAAGUCUCAGGUUCAUAGCACCUCCUUCAGGAUGUCUCUGGUUCACAGCCCCUCAUACAGGAAGUCUCGGGUUCACAGCACCUUCUACAGGAUGUCUCUGGUUCACAGCCCCUCUUACAGGAAGUCUCAGGUUCAUAGCACCUCCUACAGGAAGUCUCAGGUUCAUAGCACCUCCUUCAGGAUGUCUCUGGUUCACAGCCCCUCAUACAGGAAGUCUCGGGUUCACAGCACCUCCUUCAGGAUGUCUUGGGUUCACAGCCCCUCUUACAGGAAGUCUCGGGUUCACAGCACCUCCUUCAGGAUGUCUUGGGUUCACAGCCCCUCUUACAGGAAGUCUCGGGUUCACAGCACCUCCUUCAGGAUGUCUUGGGUUCACAGCCCCUCUUACAGGAAGUCUCGGGUUCACAGCACCUCCUUCAGGAUGUCUUGGGUUCACAGCCCCUCCUACAGGAAGUCUCGGGUUCACAGCACCUCCUUCAGGAAGUCUCGGGUUCACAGCACAUCCUACACCUCCUCAAGAUUGCCUUAG
Hemibagrus wyckioides is the source of this 2115-nucleotide messenger RNA. Its product is annotated as adhesive plaque matrix protein-like. The coding region runs from base 1 to 2115 and encodes 704 amino acids. The record is from RefSeq and is a predicted model, not a curated record. Lineage: Eukaryota; Metazoa; Chordata; Actinopteri; Siluriformes; Bagridae. The transcript is spliced from 2 exons.